Molecule: messenger RNA, 1065 nt
Organism: Sorghum bicolor (sorghum)
Lineage: Eukaryota; Viridiplantae; Streptophyta; Magnoliopsida; Poales; Poaceae
Product: nucleoid-associated protein At2g24020, chloroplastic
Exons: 7
Coding region: 295-852 (185 amino acids)
Molecular function (GO): DNA binding
Source: RefSeq, a predicted model, not a curated record
GCCAAAGAAAAUCCCCCCAUCGCGUGCGCUGCGCCUCCUUCCCCAUCCGCACGCACCCGCCCGCCGCUGCUCCUCCGGCAGCGUCGCCACCGCCACGCGCCCACCCGCAACCCGCCCGAACGGCCGGCCAGCGCUGUCUGGUAUUAGUGGUACUAGUAUCUAUCAAAUCAGCCAUCUGCCCUCUGCCCUCCUAUCCAAAAUCAAGUCCAUUUCCAUUUCCCUUUCCUCUCUACCCUCACUCUCGUCUCCGGCGGGCGGUGGUCUCACUCACCUCCCUUUCCCCGUCGCCCCCUGAUGGCUCCCUCGGCAGCUCUCGCUCCGGCGGCCUUCCGCUCCGCCUUCUCGACGCCGCUCGCGUCCAACCCUACCCGUAAUAGAAUAAACAUAGAAGGUGCUUUCUGUUUGCCUUGUUCCACAAGGAAGAGAGCUAGUUAUAGACCUUUUCGAGUGUACAGUUUAUUUGGAGGGAAGAAGGAUAAAGAUGAGAACGGUGAUGAGCCAUCGAAAGCAGGAAUUUUUGGAAAUAUGCAAAAUCUAUAUGAAACUGUUAAGAAGGCCCAAAUGGUUGUCCAAGUUGAGGCUGUCCGGGUGCAGAAGGAGCUUGCAGCGACUGAGAUUGAUGGCUAUUGUGAAGGUGAACUAAUCAAGGUUACACUUUCUGGAAACCAGCAACCUAUUAGAGUUGAAAUCACGGAAGCUGCAAUGGAGUUGGGUGCUGAAAAACUUUCCGAGUUGGUCAACGAUGCUUACAAGGAUGCACAUCAACGGAGCGUCCAGGCCAUGAAAGAGAGGAUGGCUGACUUGGCACAGAGCUUAGGAAUGCCUGCAGGCCUCGGCGAUGGUCUCAAGUGAUGCCGCAAUUCGGGAAACCUUUCCAAUAAUUUUUUUCCUCAAUUUUGUAUACUAGCCGUGUGAGUCGUAAGUUUAACCCCUCUGCGACCUCUCAUAGCUGCGUAAGAAGUGUACUCGUGAGCACCUGUUGCUUUCAGCUUUAGCUGUAAUUUGCUGUUUUGCACAAGCAGAUAUUUGCUCCCUGGUAAAUGAAUCAUGGUAAUUAGGCUUGCA